Messenger RNA from Aphanomyces invadans, 1746 nucleotides. RefSeq lists its product as hypothetical. The transcript has 2 exons. Gene Ontology annotation, molecular function: phosphatidate phosphatase activity. The coding region runs from base 13 to 1323 and encodes 436 amino acids. The record is from RefSeq and is a predicted model, not a curated record. Lineage: Eukaryota; Oomycota; Saprolegniomycetes; Saprolegniales; Verrucalvaceae.
GCAGUAUUUAAAAUGUUUUUAAAAAUUUGGGCUGCGUUAAAACGAAACCUCUCAAUUUCAAUACGUUUUGCUCUCUCAUUCGCUUCUUGUUCGAGCAGGAGAGAAAAUAAAAUGUCAAAGGUCGCUGUCAACUUCACCUUGGGUGAUCUUGGUCAAAACGCGAUGGAGGUCGCUGGCGACCCGACGACAGCGGCAAGCAUGGCCGUGGAAGGCAGGAGCACUUCGUCGCUGUCGAUUCAAGGUGAUGUGUUGACGCCCAUGAAAGGCACAGGUAAGGAUAGAGCGGCUGUCCUUGCACCUACGUCAAACAACUUGGACCGAACUCGCAGUGCAUCUGCUCCCACGGCCAGACGACCGUCGUCGGAUUCGCCAUUGAGCGGUAUCGAGAAGGAACGACGUGUGAGUGGCAAUGCCAUUGAUGUCAUCCUGGUCAAGGGAACGGACGGCCUUUUGUACUCGACACCAUGGCAUGUCAUGUUCUCAUGGUCGUCAUUCAAGACAAAUGCCCAGGCAGGGGUCGGCGAUACCAUCGACGUGUACGUGAACGACCGACAGCUCGCCCACUCGAUGACGCUGAUGGAGUACGGCCGGUGCUCCUUCUCGCCGACCGACCCUGAAAACUACCUGCCGCCACCGUCGGCAUGGGAGCGGUUUCCUCUCGUGCUCGAUGGCCAGCCCAACUUUGUCCGGUUUGAGCACGUUCGUGCGUCUCGGACGUACAUUCGCACCGUCGAAUGCAAUCUGUACGUAUGGGGACCCGACGACUUUGCCGUGAUCGCUGACUUGGACGGUACCAUCACAAUCGACGACGUUGGCGGUCACAUUCGCACUCUUCGCCUUGGCCAGUAUGACUACAUUCAUGCUGGGUCUUGCGCGUUCUUCUCAAAGCUGCACUCCAUCGGCGCCCGCAUCUUCUACUUGACGGCGCGACCGAUCAACUGGGCCGGCGGCUCCCGCAUACACCUGAAGGAGGCCCGUCAAGAUGUGGACCAGCAGCUUCCUCCUGGGCCCGUAAUCACGAACUCGCUUGGUCUCGCUGGCGCCUUGUUUGUCGAGGUUCAUAUGCUCUUCCUCUCCUCCAUCCUCGUUACUCUUGUGUGUUCAGGUCGUGCACAAGAAUCCGCAUGUGUUCAAGGCCGGUGUGCUCAAGCAAGUGCAAGACACGAUGGUAGCGGCUGGUCGCACGUCGACCUUCCCAGUGUUCGUUGCGGGGUUUGGCAACCGUCCAACGGACAUCAUGGCGUACACAGAAGCUGGUGUGGAUCCGUCGUGCGCGUUCCUCAUCGACCCCACGUCGGCUCUCACGUAUGCCGCGGAGAAUAGCCCAAUAUUUGCAUCGUACACGGAUCCUCGGGCGCUCAUGUGGUUGCUUCCAAAGAUCAAGUACAAGGUGCCUCUCACGUACUUUGGACAAAUCGAUGAACUCACUGCCAAGGAAGUUGACCGAGCGGAUGACAUUGAAGUGCAGCAGAUCAUGCUGCAGCAGCAAAAGUUCGCGGUGGUGGCAGGCACAGCGAGCUCUACUGCUUCACUUGGUCCCAUGGCUGUGACGUCUCCUCCUCCGUUGUCCUCCGUGCCCGUUGACGUCACACCGAUGGAGCGCAAAUGAGCACUAAACAUGGAAAACGGUGUCAGUAUGUGCGUUUCAAAAAUGCGUAAGAAUGUUUCAACGUACCGUCCAAAUUCAAAAAUAGUACUAAAAUGAAGCGGAUGCGGAAUAUAAUGCGAAUCCAAAUGAAUUGCUUC